UUUGCGUUAAGGAGUACUGUAUUUGUGUAGAGAGGUGGGAACCCACGUGAGAUGUAUGCGAGACCAGUGCACUGUCAUCGUCAAAGCAGGGCAGGGUAGGCCAAGGCUACCAUAUACUUCACUUACAAGUGCAACGACUUUCGUUUGCGUGGUGCUGCAGCCCAGUUCCUUGUUCUGUAUGACACAUGGUUUGCAUUGACUUCUUGUGGCCAUGCAGGUUCCUCGUCUACAGCUUCCCUGGAUCAGUACUACUCCCUCGUGUCCGUAGGAGGUGGACUGCAUUCCUGCCGACAGUGCAACUAUGUGACCAAAGACAGAAAAAACAUGAAGAGACACGUUCGCAUACACACUGGCGAGCGCCCCUAUCAGUGCCACCUGUGUCCAGCUGCAUUCGCUCGGCGCACCACUCUUAGAGAGCACAUUUUUAGCCACAAGGGAGAGCGUCCCUUUUCCUGUGACCACUGCAAUGCAUCCUUUUCAGAAAGAUCCAACCUCCUGCGUCACAUUCGCACACACACAGGAGAGCGCCCCUAUUCCUGUGACAACUGCAGUGCAUCCUUUUCAGAAAGAUCCAACCUCAUGCGUCACAUUCGCACACACACACGAGAGCGCCUCUAUUCCUGUGACAACUGCAGUGCAUCCUUCUCACACAAACCCAACUUCACUCGCCACACCUCAAAGUGUCAUCCAAGCAAGAUGCCCGCUACCAUAUACUUCACUUACAAGUGCAACGACUUUCAUUUGCAUGGUGCUGCAGCCCAGUUCCUUGUACUGUAUGACACAUGGUUUGCAUUGACUUCUUGUGGCCAUGCAGGUUCCUCGUCUACAGCUUCCCUGGAUCAGUACUACUCCCUCGUGUCCGUAGGAGGUGGACUGCAUUCCUGCCGACAGUGCAACUAUGUGACCAAAGACAGAAAAAACAUGAAGAGACACGUUCGCAUACACACUGGCGAGCGCCCCUAUCAGUGCCACCUGUGUCCAGCUGCAUUCGCUCGGGGCACCACUCUUAGAGUGCACAUUUUUACCCACAAGGGAGAGCGUCCCUUUUCCUGUGACCACUGCAAUGCAUCCUUUUCAGAAAGAUCCAACCUCAUGCGUCACAUUCGCACACACACAGGAGAGCGCCCCUAUUCCUGUGACAACUGCAGUGCAUCCUUUUCAGAAAGAUCCAACCUCAUGCAUCACAUUCGCACACACACAGGAGAGCGUCCCUUUUCCUGUGACCACUGCAAUGCAUCCUUUUCAGUUAGAUCCAACCUCAUGCGUCACAUUCGCACACACACAGGAGAGCGCCGCUAUUCCUGUGACAACUGCAGUGCAUCCUUCUCACACAAACCCAACUUCACUCGCCACACCUCAAAGUGUCAUCCAAGCAAGAUGCCCUAAAGAUCAGUGUUACAGAGACCUUUCUUUUUGUGAGAGGCAUUACUGAUUGAUAAAUGACUAUUUUAUAGCGGAAGGUAACACCUAAUCCACAUCGAACAGUUCUUGGAUGUCUCGAGGGGCAGUUUGUUACAGUAUAUUGCUUAGAAAUCUGUUAUUGUGGAUGAAAGUUUCUUAAAAUGUGGCUUCAGGUGACCUGAAAGCUAUGCCAUGAUGUUGAAAGUUUUAGAUUGCCUUGAUUAUGGAUUGGGUGAUCAUGCACUGAUUACUGUGUCACUUUCUUGAAAUGGAAACUUUUACAGCCUAUUGUUUAAAGUGACAUCUGUCAUUGUUGAUGAAAGCUAUGAUGUCAUUCUAAGCUCUGAGAUUUUUUUGUAUUUCAUAUUUUCCUGUCUGUUUUAUAUUAAGGUGGUAUGGUCAACAAAAUAGGUCGUCAUGGUUUUUGUCAGAAACUGUCCCAUAUUUCUUUUUGAAAUCUUGCAUGGUCAAUAAGAAAGCAAUUGGCCUUCACAUUGUGUAAUUUUUGCCCCAUAGCUUUUCUUACUUACUUGUACUUGUAUACCAAAUUUCGGACUCGGUGGUAAAAUGAAAUGCACCUUUUCUCAAAAAUGAAAAAAUUUAUGGCUGUUAAAUUUUGCAUCUUAAUUCUACAUAACAGUGGCAUUAACCUCUAUCUAGAAGAACGCAGUGUUGCA
Rhipicephalus sanguineus (brown dog tick) is the source of this 2078-nucleotide messenger RNA. Its product is annotated as zinc finger protein 239-like. The coding region runs from base 325 to 1386 and encodes 353 amino acids. The transcript is spliced from 2 exons. Gene Ontology annotation, cellular component: nucleus. NCBI's taxonomy places the organism in Eukaryota, Metazoa, Arthropoda, Arachnida, Ixodida, Ixodidae. The record is from RefSeq and is a predicted model, not a curated record.